AUGUCGUCGGAAACUGCUAAGAGCAUGAAGUGCCCGUUUUGCGGGUAUAGCAGCGGCGAGGAGUAUGCGAUGAUGCUGCACAUAGAGACGCGCCAUGCUGAGGGCAAGUCGCCGUUCGUGGAUGAGACAUCAGCGGCCACAGUAUCGGAGCCAAGCCCGGACGAUGAGCAAUACGUCGAGUGCCCCAUCGACGGGUGCGGCGAGGUUGUAACCUUAACUGAGCUGGACGACCACAUUGAGCUGCACGCCGCUGAGGAGAAUGGUGCGAUCACGCCCGAGGACAGGGAGACGCCGGCGAAAGAUGGAAGCAGACAGGAGUACCAGUCGCCCUACUCACAGCCUGGCAACCGCAACACGAAUGCGGACAGCAGCAGCAGUCGUAGAAAGGAAAAUUCUACAUGUCGGCGGCUGGAGGAAACUGUGAAUGACCGCCAAGGUGACGCUAUUCAGAAGUGGAAGCAGAUAUUCCACAUGCCUGCUGUGAAAGUACCGCGGACGGAAUCCCAUGCCGGCGGGCCGGCACAGAAGAAACGUCUCGGUAAAGCAGAGCUCGGCAAAUACGCCCACGAAGACAAGAUGCCGCAGUCUCUAGUGGAUCUGCUGCGCAGGGACGGACAAGUCACAAGUUCGGACCGUGACUUACAUCAAGUAUUCACAGGUGUCAUCCCCGUACUAGAACAAAUCCUGGACCAGAACUCGAGAACGGCAUGGGCAUACCUGUGCCAUCCAUGUGUCUGGCAUGUCUCCAAACUUAAGGGGGAAGGGGGCUUCUGCGGAUACAGGAAUAUCCAGAUGAUGUCUUCCUUCAUUAUUGGCAGCCGGUCCACGGGGGCGACGCACUUCCGUGGUAGACUGCCGAGCAUCUUCAGGAUUCAGGACUACAUUGAGCAUGCGUGGGAUGUUGGCAUCAACGCCCAGGGCCGGGUGGAGACGGGAGGCGUUAAGGGGACACGGAAGUAUAUUGGCACGCCUGAGGCCCAGGCCAUGUUUACGGUUCUUGAUAUACCAUGCGAGGCACAGGGGUUCAAAGACACCCGUCCUGGCUCCGCCGAGAUGAAACUCCUGCGGUAUGUCCAGGACUAUUUCGAGUCGGCCGACUUCGACCCCCGGGAUAAGGUACGGCGCACGACACUGCCGCCUAUCUACUUCCAACACAGGGGUCAUUCCCUUACAAUCGUCGGCUUAGAAAAACGACACGACGGAGAAACAGAGCUAUUAGUGUUCGACCCCAUGUUCGGUGACCCUCGGACGAUAACCAAAUAUAUUGGUCGUACGUUUGAGGGAAGCACGGACAAGGCGUUGAAGCUCUACCGGAGGGGGAACAAGUAUCUGAGGAAGUACUAUGAGUUUGAGGUGCUUACGUAUGUCCAACUGGAUGAAUAA
This is a messenger RNA of Pseudomassariella vexata, 1383 nucleotides long. Its product is annotated as peptidase family C78-domain-containing protein. The transcript has 9 exons. The coding region runs from base 1 to 1383 and encodes 460 amino acids. The record is from RefSeq and is a predicted model, not a curated record. NCBI's taxonomy places the organism in Eukaryota, Fungi, Ascomycota, Sordariomycetes, Amphisphaeriales, Pseudomassariaceae.